AUGCAUAACUUGGCAGUUCCAAAGAACUGGGCAGUAAAACUACUGCCAAGGAAUAUCAGACCUUUCCAUAUCAGAAAGGUCAUGGAUACAGACAAUUGUCUGUUAGCUCUCUCUGAGAGCAUGAAGAAAUGUGGGAUACACCCAACAUUUCAUACAAGCCUAAUAAGGCCUUACAUCCACAGUGAUGAUGUCCUCUUCCCAGGAAGAGAUCCAGAUACCAUUUAUGGUAACGCACCAGAUGGCAAACAGAUCAUUGAGUUGAUCGAUGAUCAUCAUUGGAGGCAAUGCAAGUUGCAAUUCCACUUUAUUUGGUCUGACAGGGACCAAUCAUGGGAGUCUGCCAGUAAGGCAGACCAACUCACCCAAUUGGAUGAGUAUUUGGAGCUUCAGGGCAUGAAGACUCCAGAGGAUCUCCCAAAAAGGGAUCCUCAGGGACAAUGUCAUUGUUAG
Messenger RNA from Dacryopinax primogenitus, 450 nucleotides. RefSeq lists its product as uncharacterized. The record is from RefSeq and is a predicted model, not a curated record. The coding region runs from base 1 to 450 and encodes 149 amino acids. NCBI's taxonomy places the organism in Eukaryota, Fungi, Basidiomycota, Dacrymycetes, Dacrymycetales, Dacrymycetaceae. The transcript has a single exon.